Messenger RNA from Brachypodium distachyon (stiff brome), 1020 nucleotides. RefSeq names its product proteasome subunit alpha type-7-A. The record is from RefSeq and is a predicted model, not a curated record. The coding region runs from base 118 to 867 and encodes 249 amino acids. Lineage: Eukaryota; Viridiplantae; Streptophyta; Magnoliopsida; Poales; Poaceae. Gene Ontology annotation, biological process: ubiquitin-dependent protein catabolic process. Gene Ontology annotation, cellular component: proteasome core complex, alpha-subunit complex; nucleus; proteasome core complex. The transcript has 3 exons.
ACGGAACCGAACUAGACUCUGACAGACCUCACCGGAGCUCCCAAUUCCCAAAGCAAAAGCAGCAGCGGAAGGAAACCUCUCUCGCUCUCGCCGGCGGCGACCAGACCAGGACUAGCGAUGGCCCGCUACGACCGCGCGAUCACCGUCUUCUCCCCCGACGGCCACCUCUUCCAGGUCGAGUACGCCCUCGAGGCCGUCCGCAAGGGCAACGCCGCCGUCGGCGUCCGCGGCUCCGACACCGUCGUCCUCGGCGUCGAGAAGAAGUCCACCCCCAAGCUCCAGGACUCCAGGUCGGUGCGCAAGAUCGCGAUCCUGGACACGCACAUCGCGCUGGCGUGCGCGGGGCUCAAGGCGGACGCGCGGGUGCUCAUCAACCGGGCACGCGUCGAGUGCCAGAGCCACCGCCUCACCGUCGAGGACCCCGUCACCGUCGAGUACAUCACGCGCUACAUCGCCGGGCUGCAGCAGAAGUACACGCAGAGCGGAGGGGUCCGGCCCUUCGGCCUCUCCACGCUCAUCGUCGGAUUCGACCCCUACACCGAGAAGCCCGCGCUGUACCAGACCGACCCCUCCGGCACCUUCUCCGCCUGGAAGGCCAACGCCACCGGCCGCAACUCCAACUCCAUGCGCGAGUUCCUCGAGAAGAACUACAAGGAGACUUCCGGGAAGGAGACCAUCAAGCUUACCAUCCGUGCCCUCCUUGAGGUCGUUGAAAGUGGCGGCAAGAACAUAGAGAUCGCGGUGAUGACGCACAAGGAUGGCCUCCGCAACCUAGAAGAGGCCGAGAUUGACGAGUACGUCACCGAGAUCGAGGCGGAGAAGGCCGCCGCCGAGGCCGCCAAGAAGAGCGGCCCGAGAGACACCUAAAUGUAUUCAUCAUGAUUCAGCACGAUGUCUCCUCUAGUCCUCCUGUUCCCCAGCCAGCAUUGUCGUCUUUCUCUCCUUUUGUGUUUGUUGUUUCAAGAAAGCUGAAUUGUUUGGUCGAAGCGAGCUGUUUAUUUGUUCUUGAUGUUGGAUGUA